AUGAACCAACUGGAAGUUGUCAACUCGGAUGAGCUUGAAGCCGCCCUUCAGGAGAGAGAGGGCUGGCAGGGCAAGUGGCCAUCUGUUCGUGUGAUUGAUUUUUGCGACGGGACAAUUCUAGAAGAUUAUGCCUUUGACGUUGCUGUCGACCUAGAGAUGUUCCUUCUACGACUAAUUCUACUCGAAACCCGCCAGGUCACGCCCAGCAGCAGCAGCAAAGGCUCCUGGCAAGGCGAAGUGCUUUCCGCCGCCGUCAACCCAGCCAUGCUGAGAUGCCUCCGCGAACACGCCGGGCUGUUUAACACUUUCAUUGAGGCAACUUGCGGCAUUGGACACUGGUAUUCUGCAAAACAUGUUUGCUAUGAUGAUUCUCUGUCGAGAAACGAGAAGCUGGAGGGACGUGGGGAAUUUGCUUUUCAGAAAGAGUUUGUGAUUCUGAUAUUGAGUGUAGACGUGUUUUACGAGUACAUCCCUCUGGAAAAGAAGCAUUCGUGCACGCAAAUGUCAACAGACUUUCAAAGCACGACGUAUUUUUUUCUUGAUCUUCCUGCAGCGGUGCUCACUCGGUUUAUGAGAGAUGUUGCCGAGGAGUGCAAACUCUCGACAAGCUUCUUUUACUUGGAUACUUUGAUUGCGGACGAGGCGAUGAGGACGUGGCAGAAAGACAUUGCCCGCAAGCGGACGGCUCUGAAAUCGCUCGAUCAUACAGUUGAACACUCAAAAGUCAACAUCCAGUCCAUUCAUGAAUUACACGCCCUCGCUAGAGAAUGGCAUAUCCUCGCCCGCAAUCUCUCCGAUUACGCAGCUCUUCUCGACUUCUUCAAGAGUGCCUCUUCAAGGUACUUUAUCGCGUCAAGCGCCCAUGGGGGCUCAACGACACAGACCAAGGCGAUGCUGAGUGGGAGUCUCGAGUAUCUCGCUUCGAGCUGCCGAUCGCUCGCUUAUUUGGUAUCCGACUACAGCGGUCGAACCAAGACACGGAUUGACUUGCUAUAUCAUCUUGCGAACCAAACAGAAAGUCAGUCGACGCGUGAACUCGCCGAACUGGCACGGCAGGACAGCGCUGCGAUGCUCACCAUUGCGGCCGUCACUCUGUUAUUCCUGCCGGGGACAUUCAUUGCAGUGAGGCCUCUAAUCUUCCAAGAUUUCCUUGAGUGCCACUUGUAG
This is a messenger RNA of Trichoderma reesei QM6a, 1167 nucleotides long. RefSeq lists its product as uncharacterized. NCBI's taxonomy places the organism in Eukaryota, Fungi, Ascomycota, Sordariomycetes, Hypocreales, Hypocreaceae. The record is from RefSeq and is a predicted model, not a curated record. Bases 1 to 1167 code for a protein of 388 amino acids. The transcript has 7 exons.